Molecule: messenger RNA, 210 nt
Organism: Dromiciops gliroides (monito del monte)
Lineage: Eukaryota; Metazoa; Chordata; Mammalia; Microbiotheria; Microbiotheriidae
Product: 40S ribosomal protein S28-like
Exons: 1
Coding region: 1-210 (69 amino acids)
Biological process (GO): translation; maturation of SSU-rRNA; ribosomal small subunit assembly
Cellular component (GO): ribosome; cytosolic small ribosomal subunit
Molecular function (GO): structural constituent of ribosome
Source: RefSeq, a predicted model, not a curated record
AUGGACACAGGCCAUGUACAGCCCAUCAGACUGGCUCGGGUCACCAAAGUUCUGGGCUGGACCGGUUCUCAGAGCCAGUGCGCCCAGGUGCGUGUGGAGUUCAUGGACGACACUAGCCGAUCCAUUAUCUGCAACGUGAAAGGCCCCGUGCGGGAGGGAGACGUGCUCACCCUGCUCGAGUCCGAACGAGAGGCCGGGAGGCUGCGGUGA